CCAGAGCAUGUGAGAACAGACUGACACAUCUGAGCCAGCGAAGAAAAAGCAACAACUGAGGCAGAUUCCAAGAGCAGGGAGAAGCAAGGGAUUUUCUCGCAGUUUCUCCGCAGCUGUGGGAAGGAGAAGAGCGCCGUCUUCACUCCCUCCUCGUCGCUGCUCUCAGCUGUGCUGGAUCUCCCUCCCUCCCUCAGCCUAUCGGGGUAACACCAGAGACUGGAAAAUGCAGGAGACGGCGUGUGAAAGAAUGGAAAGAUGACCGGCGACGGGGCUGCAUGUGAGGUUGGCUCUCAUGUGUUUGUGCGUGUAGGAGGACCGGAGCUCCUGCUGGCAGAUGGAAUCAGGUCUGGCCCGUUGGCAUGGAGAUGGAUGCAAGGUGCCUUCUGGUGCGGUAGACGGUUGCUAGUCCACAAACAGCAUCUUGAAUCUCGUCGUCCUCCGAGCCCUGCAGCCUCGGGCGCAGGCAGGCUGCUUUUUUGGGGUUCCUGUUGUUCCAAAAUGAGUGUUAUCUUACUCUGCUGAACAAAGUUUCUUCAUUGUUGCCUCCUCACAGGCACAUGUAAACUCCCCAUAAAGAAUCCGACUCUCCAGAUGAGCUUUCUUCAGACAUCUCAAUUCUGCUUUCACCAAGCUGCUGCUGUUUACCUUUUGCCUUCCGUUAGUGUUUCUCUCUAUCCAGCCCCUGAGGCCCCAUUGUCAUUAUUAAUCUCCAUGCAAGCUGACUAUGAAUAAUAGAAUGAGUGGAGUCUGAACCUGUGCCUUAAGGCAUGGCAGAUGCACAAACAAGAAAGAAGGAGAAAAGCGGACGCAUAAUUGAAGGAGCCGCAAACGCAGGCCAAGCUCCGGUACCGAACCGUCCUCUGACCACAGAGAAUGAGGCUUUUCGCGUUUCCACAAGCUGUACGACAAGAGGAAGAAUGGAAACAAGAGUGAUAGUGUGAAGUCAAAACUUCAACUGUAAGAUUUCCACCAGGAAAGCCACUCACUGAACUGAAGCCUGCACAGAAAUCCUCAAAGGAAAAACUCCUUUACAGCGUUGAAACAAGAGCAGAGAACAAUCUGUCAAGAGGGAGAUCGCUUUAGUGUCUGACAGCUGAUGGACAAAGACAGAAGAGGAAGCUGUGAUGUAGCUUCUCCCAUGUGGAUAGACUUGAAACAGAAAGUGCCUGAGCUUUUGUAGGUUUGUAAACAAACAGCAGACAAGAAAAGAUACCUGAGCUCACGUGUUGCCAUGGAUGACUCCAGUAUUCUGCGGCGCAGAGGGCUACAGAAGGAGCUGAGCCUUCCAAGAAGAGGCAGUUUCUGCCGAGCGAGCAACAGGAAGAGCCUGAUCGUGACGUCCAGCACCUCCCCCACCCUGCCACGACCACACUCGCCUCUGCACGGACACACAGGCACCAGCCCACUGGACAGCCCUCGCAACUUCUCCCCGAACACAGCCGCCCACUUCUCCUUUGUUCCUGCACGCAGUCAUGGACACAGAGCCGACAGGACGGAUGGCAGGCGCUGGUCUCUGGCCUCAUUGCCCUCCUCUGGAUAUGGCACCAACACCCCCAGCUCCACCGUCUCGUCCUCCUGUUCAUCUCAGGAGAAGCUGCAUCAGCUGCCCUUCCAGCCCACGCCGGACGAGCUGCACUUCCUCACCAAGCACUUCAGCUCCGAGAGCAUCACCGACGAGGAGGGCCGCUGCUCCCCCGCCAUGAGACCGCGCUCCCGCAGCCUCAGCCCCGGGCGCUCACCUGUGUCCUUCGACCAUGAGAUCAUGAUGAUGAACCAUGUGUACAAGGAGAGGUUUCCCAAGGCGACGGCUCAAAUGGAGGAGCGUCUGGCCGAACUGCUCGCCUCGUCGGCCCCGGAAAAGGUCUGCCCGCUGGCUGAUGGGGUCCUGAGCUUCAUUCACCACCAGCUGAUAGAGCUGUCCAGAGACUGCCUGGAGAAAAGCAGAGAGGACCUCAUCACCUCCCGCUACUUCUACGAGCUCCAGGAGAAUCUGGAGAAGCUGCUGCAGGACGCCCACGAGCGCUCAGAGAGCGUGGAAGUGACCUUCGUCACUCAGCUCAUCAAGAAGCUGAUGAUCAUCAUCGCCCGGCCGGCGCGUCUCCUGGAAUGUCUGGAGUUCGACCCCGAAGAAUUUUACCACUUGUUGGAGGCAGCUGAAGGUCAUGCGAAGGAAGGUCAGGGCAUCAAGUCCGACAUCCCUCGAUACAUCAUCAGUCAGUUGGGUCUCACCAGGGACCCUCUGGAAGAAAUGACACAGCUGAGCAGCUACGACAGCGGAAACCCAGAAACGCCAGAAACAGACGACUCAACUGAUGGUCGAGGGACCACAUUGCCUGCAGCGCCACCACAGACCAAAAUCAAAACCCCUCGAGAAGAAGACUUUGAAAACAUCAAGCUCAUCAGUAAUGGAGCAUAUGGUGCCGUUUAUCUCGUACGACACAAAGAAACAAGGCAGCGGUUUGCCAUGAAGAAGAUCAACAAGCAGAACCUGAUCCUGAGGAACCAGAUCCAGCAGGCCUUUGUGGAGCGAGACAUCCUAACGUUUGCAGAAAACCCCUUUGUGGUCUCAAUGUUCUGCUCCUUUGAGACCAGGAGACACCUCUGCAUGGUGAUGGAGUACGUGGAGGGUGGAGACUGCGCUACACUGCUGAAGAAUAUCGGAGCACUUCCAGUCGACAUGGCUCGGAUGUACUUUGCUGAGACCGUCCUUGCGUUGGAGUAUCUUCACAACUAUGGCAUCGUGCAUAGAGACCUUAAACCUGACAAUCUCCUCAUCACCUCUCUUGGUCACAUCAAGCUGACUGACUUUGGCCUCUCCAAGAUUGGUCUGAUGAGUUUGACCACAAAUCUUUAUGAAGGCCACAUUGAGAAAGACACUAGAGAGUUUCUGGAUAAACAGGUUUGUGGAACUCCAGAGUACAUCGCCCCGGAGGUGAUCCUCCGUCAGGGCUACGGGAAGCCAGUGGACUGGUGGGCCAUGGGGGUCAUCCUCUAUGAAUUCCUGGUGGGCUGCGCUCCUUUCUUUGGCGACACACCUGAAGAGCUGUUUGGUCAGGUGAUCAGUGAUGAGAUCGUGUGGCCGGAGGAGGACGAAGCUCUGCCUCAUGACGCUCAGGACCUCAUCUCAAAGCUGCUAAGGCAGAACCCUCUGGAAAGACUGGGCACAGGAGGAGCGUUUGAGGUGAAGCAGCACGCCUUCUUCACAGAUCUGGACUGGAACGGCCUGCUGAGGCAGAAAGCAGAGUUUAUUCCUCAGCUGGAGUCCGAGGACGACACCAGUUACUUUGACACCCGCUCUGAUCGGUACCACCAUGUGGACUCUGAGGAGGAGGAAGACACCAAUGAUGACGAGCACGUGGAGCUCCGACAGUUCUCUUCCUGCUCGCCUCGCUUCAGCAAGGUUUACAGCAGUAUGGAACGUCUGUCUUUGCAUGAGGAGAAGAGGACUCCUCCUCCCACCAAGCGCAGCCUUAGCGAGGAAGGAGGAGACCGCGUGGACAGUCUGAGUGGACUCAAGUCCAGAGAUCGGUCCUGGCUGGUGGGAUCUCCAGAGAUUCUGAGGAAGCGCCUGUCAGUAUCAGAAUCCUCACACACAGAGAGCGACUCGAGUCCACCGCUGACGGUCCGGAGACGCUGCUGCUCCGCCAUCAUCGAGAUGCCGCGCUUCGCUAUCUCCUCUGAGGAGGAAGGAGGGUCAGGUGGAGCUGGCAGUCGGAAGAGUCCCGGCCUGCUGGGCCCGAAUGCGGUGAGAGGCCCGCGAAGCGAGGAGCUGCCGCUCGCCAUCCCAGAGCUGCCGGUGGAGAGAGAGCUGAAGCUGGAAGAGUCGCCCACCACACCAAGCUCCACCUGCAGCCAGCAGAGCAAAGCUACACUCACACCGAGCAGCUCAUCUGAAGUGACUGAACGAGCCAAUGGCGCUGCGAGCGCCGGGGCCAAAUCUUCAGCAGAGAGCGACUCUCCGUCUACCCCCAAGGCCAUCAGCGACCUAGCAGCUCGCCGAGCUCGCCACCGUCUGCUGUCUGGAGAUUCAGACAAGCACACGACCCCCAGCUCCAGACCGCUCAAUAAGGUCAUCAAGUCUGCUUCUGCCACCACACUGUCGCUGAUGAUCCCUGCAGACCAUCACGGAGCCUCGCCGUUGGCCAGCCCCAUGUCUCCGCACUCGCAGUCGUCCAAUCCUUCCUCCCGGGACUCCUCUCCGAGUCGCGACUUGUCUCCAGCGGUGAUUAGCGUCAAACCCGCCAUCACCAUCCACAGAGCAGGGAAGAAAUACGGAUUCACCCUCAGAGCCAUCCGGGUCUACAUGGGAGACACCGACAUCUACACUGUGCACCACAUGGUCUGGCAUGUAGAGGAGGGAGGACCUGCACACGAAGCAGGACUCAGAGAAGGGGACCUGAUCACCCAUGUCAAUGGCGAGCCGGUCCACGGUUUGGUUCACACAGAAGUGGUGGAGCUCAUCCUGAAGAGCGGAGCCAAAGUGUCCAUCGCUGCCACCCCGUUUGAAAACACCUCAAUCAAAGUCGGCCCCGCUCGGAAAACGAGCCACAAGUCAAAGAUGGCGAGACGCAACAAGAAGACGAAGAACAAGGAAGGACAGGACAGUAAGAAGAGGACGUCUCUGUUCAGGAAAAUCACCAAGCAGGCGUCUCUGCUGCACACCAGCCGCAGCCUGUCGUCCUUAAACCGCUCGCUGUCAUCGGGGGAGAGCGGCCCCGGGUCUCCAACCCACAACCUGUCACCACGGAGCCCAACGCAAGGCUACAGGUCAACCCCUGACUCCGCCCACUCAGUUGGAGGAAACUCCUCUCAGAGCAGCUCCCCGAGCUCCAGUGUUCCCAACUCCCCAGCAAGCUCCGGCCACAUCCGGCCCAGCUCCCUGCACGGCCUCGCCCCCAAGCUCCAGCGCCAGUACCGCUCCCCGCGACGCAAGUCAGCCGGCAACAUUCCCCUGUCCCCGCUGGCCCGCACGCCCUCACCGACCCCUCAGAGCAGCUCGCCACAGCGCUCUCCCUCACCCCUCCCCAACCACGCUCUGGGCCAGUCCGCGGCAGGGUCGUCUUUCCCCGUGAAGCUCCACUCCUCCCCCCCUCUAGUGAGACAAAUAUCCAGGCCCAAGAGCGCAGAGCCUCCGCGCUCUCCGCUCCUCAAGAGGGUGCAGUCGGCCGAGAAGCUCGCCACCUCUCUCUCCAGCUCCCCCUCGUCUCCCGCCGGGGUGGGGGCUGCAGUGGGGAGCCGCAAACACAGUCUGGACAUCUCCCACUCGGACUUUAAGAAGGAGAUUCUGCAGAGAGAACCGAGUCUACAGAGCCUUCAGGAGUCCGCCGGCGAGGCUCUGUUGUCCUCGGCAGGACGCUGCAUCGAGAAGGGCAGCCUGCAGAAGCACUCCUCCUCCUCCAGGAAGUUAGGACGGCAGGAAGGGGACUCUGCUCUGGGCUCGGUGUCCGGCGCUCUCGGCCUGACGUCCGGGAAGAGCAAGCUGAAGGACAAGCUGUCGGCCAUUCGCCAGGACAGAGCCGAGCGCCGGGAGUCGCUGCAGAAGCAGGACGCCAUCCACGAGGUCGACUCCUCCGAGGACGAGACAGACGAGGGCUCUGAGGACAGCCAAGAUGGACGCAGGGGGACCACCUUCACCCCUCCCCCACUGCUAAGGCCCACCACUGUUAGGACGGGUCCUGGGGGCACCCUGCCCUCCCUUUGCCUCUCCCCCUCCACCCCGCACGCCACAUUCUCCCACACCGGGCCCUCAGUGGUCAGCAGGCCUGCCCCCUCGCUUCCAGAGGUGAAACCCAGCCAGAGCCCCCCCUCCGCAGGAGAAAAAGAUAGAGGUUCCUCUUCGUCUGUGGUGGGAUGGACAGCGCAGGAUAAGAAGGGUCCAGAACCAGGCUGUUCUACAAAACCCGGCAAGGCUCCCCUCUCUUUCUCCACUCCUGGUAGCGCCUUCAUCUCCGUCAGCAAGGACUCCCUCAAAGCCACCCCCCCAGUGGACUCAAAGAGCCUCAAAGCCGAUGAGCAAGACAGCUCGAGAACCACGGCCCCUUCUACGCAGAGCGCCUCAGGUUCCCCCGACUCCAAAACCUCCGGCGGCGCAGAGAGCCGGGACGCCUCCCGCUCCUCCUGCUCCUCCCCAGGAAUCCCCAAAGAGAAGAAGGAGGCAGACAACCGGAGACUCUGCGCCGCUGUGGCUGCUGCAACUCAGGGUGGCUCCUCUCUGUCUAGCUCCGCCUCAAGCUCCUCUGCUCCGCCCACUGAGAGCAGCGUGGACAAAGUAGUGUCCCAGCUUGCAACAGUAGCCAAGAGCGUGCUGAGCCCUGUCAUGCUGGGCUCAUCUGUAGACAGAAGUCAGAAACCCAAAGGAGGUCCUGCGAUCGCUCCUCCCUCUCACCCCCUCCCCGCCGCCCCCCUACAGGUGGACGAUUCUCCGUUGCCUCACAGUUCCCCGACUCGGCAGAGGACUGAGCGCGGCGCGUCUGUGAACCAAUCCUCCGGCGGCUCCCUCAGCACAGGCCCCGCCCCCUCCUCAGCGCCUCAGUCCCUGCAGGGGCGCUCCGACCCCCCCACAGCGUCCAACGCCACUAGCACAGCGUCCGCCUCCUCUCAGCCGGGAAAAGCGAGCAGCAAGAAGACAUAGCAGAAACUGUCCCGACAUAAUGCAGAGGAAACGCCGCUCAGUGCUGUUCAGAGUUCCAAACUCACACAACGCUGCAUGCUCAGAAGAAACCCACUCGUGCUCCAAUCAGCGGGCAGAGAGCCAGCACGAGGGCUGCAGCCACUUCCUGUUUCAGACUAAACAUUCACCUUGUUUUGCUGCAAACAUGUGCGGGGCUGCAAACACAAAGAGCUCAGAAACCUUCCUCAUGGGGUCAGGAAGUGUCCUAAUGAAUGCACCUCUCCUCCUCACCGCAGAUUUCAGGUGUUUUCCCUGAGCGCAGACUGCAGGUGCAGUCCAAACACUGAGGUUAGUUUCUAGAAGAAUCCCCUCAUCUGCAGGUGCAUAAAGCCUCAUUUUCCUCAAAGGUCUGACAAUUGAAGGCUAAAACAUCUCAAUAAAACGUUUAAAUAACAAAUGCAGCCUGAAAUUAUCUCUAACCUCCACCAGGGGGCAGCUCCUCUGUUCUUAUAAUUGAUUUUGGUCAAAUUAAACACUUUCAUUCUCAAUUCAUCUCCAUUUAGGAGUGAGGAUUAAAACGCGGAGGAGUUACACUGUGAUUGACAGACUUUUAUCCAAUAGGAAAAGAGGAGCAACUCCUUCUCUGGAGUCCUUUAAUAUUAAAAUAAAAGCUUAUGCUUUUAUUAAGUCAAAGUAGAAAAAUGUCAUCCAUCUCAGCUGCUCCUUCACUUACUUGAUGGAAAGAAACCCAAACGGAUCAGAGUUUGAACUGACAAAAGCUUUGUGUUUGCAGCCUCCACCAGCCUCUGCUGCAGCUUCAGUUUGGACCAACUAGCUGUGUUUUUAUCAGUGAAGUUUUCACUUUACUUUGUGUGUUUAGAAGAGAGCAAUUGUGUGGUCAUCUGUGUGUGUGUGCAGGACGGUGAUAAAAACAUCACUUUUCUCUAUAUUUGUCAGAUCCAGACUCUGUUGUCAUCUGCUAAAGUCUGGUUGUUUAAAGACGGAUCAGCCGUUUUGUCACAGGACUGUGUGUUCAAGUGUAGCUGUGUAUCUGUUUUAUACCCAGAGUGUGUGUGUGCGUGCGCGUGUGUGUGUUUUGGAUUUUAGGCGCUCUGCUCCUGCCUGUGUCAAACUUCUGCACAAACGUUGAUCUCCUCUGUGUCGUCCUACAUUUUUGUUUGCUCGGUUUUCGUCCCGACUGCUGCUCCUCCCCGAAAGGAAAUGCCGUUUCCUGCAGUUUAGAAUUCAGCUUCUGCCGUCGAGGAAAUAAUAGUUUUGAGUUGAAGCUCGCCAACUCCGAACCGACUUUGAAGCGGAUUCCGUUUCAUGUUUACAUUUGUUCUCUGUGUGUGUCUCGCCGUCGGUGGGUCUUGUUGCCGGUAGCGACCGCGGCUCCUCCAGCGGGCGAGUCAGUCAGCGAGGACGAUGAGGGUGUUGAUGAGGAAGACUUGUCAGUGGAGAAAGUGCGCCGCCUCCUCCUCAUUGUAGAUCUUCACAGCCGACUCUUUGAGCUGCACGGAAGCAGAAGGAAGACAGGUCAACUCUCCAAAGAAGAUGUUAGGAGGUCACGCCAUGACCAGAUGUUCAGGUAAAGUCAGCUCCCAUUGGCACCGCAGUCACACACAAGUUCUUUUCCUCUCUAGUGUAAAUACAUCACUGUGUGUUUAGUGUUUACCCUACAAGAAAUGACACAGGAGUCCAGAAAUUAGUCCUCCAGUGUCGGUCCUGAAACCCCUCAGAGAUCCACGUGUGCUUCUAAACAACUCCACACCUAAGUUGUACUCACCUCCAAACCAACACAAGCCAAAGGUCGUUUCUCACUCGUCUGUCUGUUUUGGGACUGAAAUCCUCCUGUAACGAGUCAAACGUCUGAUCCUCGACUCCAAAAUAAGAAAGGACAUUCAAAAUCGAAAAAAUGGGUGAAGAAGAUCCUGGAUUCAGUUAAAAAGCUUUAAAACAAAAAGUGAAACAGACAGAAUCGCUGCAGACAGUGAACACAUACUAUGGAAACGUCACUAAAUUCAUUUUUUUAAUUAUUAUGGUGAAGGUAAACCCGUCCGGUUUUUAGCGGGAUAUUUGAUGUCGGGGCGUCUUCAGGAGCUGCUGUCUGUGAGGCACAAACGCGACAGGGUCAUGUGACGCGAAGGUGCGGCCAGGUACGAGGUCUCAGCAAGGGCGACCGGAGUUUUCAGCAGACUUGAACCGACUCGACCCCUGCAGGCGAGUCAGAGUGUCUGAGUGAGGAAGAGGAGGACGAAGGCUGGGAAGCAGAGGAUCCAUGGCUAGAGUUAAACCAGUGCAAUAUCUUUUUAUUGUGGUAAAGCAUGUUGUUGUCAAUCUUACCUUACAACAAUAAUAAAGUGUUUUUUUUAA
Oryzias melastigma (Indian medaka) is the source of this 8983-nucleotide messenger RNA. It is a transcript of the gene mast2, whose product is annotated as microtubule associated serine/threonine kinase 2. Gene Ontology annotation, cellular component: microtubule cytoskeleton. Gene Ontology annotation, biological process: intracellular signal transduction; peptidyl-serine phosphorylation. The transcript has 30 exons. The record is from RefSeq and is a predicted model, not a curated record. Lineage: Eukaryota; Metazoa; Chordata; Actinopteri; Beloniformes; Adrianichthyidae. Bases 1232 to 6631 code for a protein of 1799 amino acids. Gene Ontology annotation, molecular function: protein serine/threonine kinase activity; protein binding; magnesium ion binding.